Molecule: messenger RNA, 1355 nt
Organism: Westerdykella ornata
Lineage: Eukaryota; Fungi; Ascomycota; Dothideomycetes; Pleosporales; Sporormiaceae
Exons: 2
Coding region: 218-1306 (362 amino acids)
Source: RefSeq, a predicted model, not a curated record
CUUGCCCUCGCCGACCGCGUCUUCGAGGACGUUGCGCAAGCAAGCGAUCUAGACGCACUCGCUCAACCUGGAACAUGGACAGCAUUAGCAUACCAGCAAGACGCAAAGCACAUUCCUGUGUUUAGACGCAUUGCAUCAGCCAAGGUGAUAACAAAAUAUGCGAUGAAGCCACACGCAUUGGACAAGAUGAUCAAAGCACUUGUUCAGAGGGCGGGUCAUGAGACAACUCUUGCCGCUAUCUCAGAGGACAACAGACGGGCAGCGCAUAGCUAUCUGCGGGAGCGUAAAAAUUGAGAAUCCUCUACUGCUAAUUGCCCGCGGGCAAGGGGUCACAGUGCUCGAACUUCUCAAUACUUUCCUCCAUACACUGACCAACACUCCUUGGAAUGUUCCCUUCCUCCAUACCAAUGACGAGGCAGCAAGCGUAUUCCCCCUCAGCGAAGAGAUUAAUGCGCAGCUGAAGUACGAUCCAAAGCGCCUAAGCAUAAUCUCCUACCUGUAUGGCAUGUGCUGCACCUUCAACGCCGUUACAGACAUCCUGCUGCCCUUUACGGAGUCUGCUGCAACUGUUCCGUACGAGCCAUACUAUCCUGGCGCUGAGCCCGACCAAAAGGGAAACUGCCACUGUGGGCAGCCGCGUCCUUGGAGGGCAAAGAUGCACCUGCUUCGCUGCGCCCGGAAGCACAAGAUAGCGCUAGCUGAAGCGAACUUUGUCCAGGUGGAACCCUUCCAGUGUCUCUGGAAAUCUUGUUCCUCGGCCACUUGGAACACCGAGCCAGUGGCCUUGCCCCCUGGGAAUGCGAUGAAGGCAGUGAUGCAUGUCACAGAGCAUGUCUCCUCAGCCGAGAGCCAUUGUCUAUGGGACGGCUGUCGGACGCCGGUCCGUAAUGUCAUUGAGCUUCACAGACACCUCGAAGAAGCUCACAAUGUCUUUACUACAUUGACCGUGCCAACAAAGGCUCACUUCUGCAUCGAAUGCAAACAGUGGAAAGAGUCAGAUCUUGAUUGGUAUAUGCAUGCAGUACACCACACUACUGCCCCAGGAAAACUAUGUGGCCAAGUCACCGUUAACGGCAUCUUAGCAGCCCCGGGACGCUGCCCCUACUGCAUGAAGGAUGGGAUAUACACCCAGUUUGACCACACCCAGACGUUCCUACGGCAUGUUCAAAGGCAUAUCACGGCAGCCGAAGCCACCUCUACAUCACUUACCUGUCCUCAUCCUAGUUGCGAGACGGGAGAACUGGAUACUAGGACAAUCAAAAGACACAUCGAGGAUGUUCAUGGUAUUCGACUGUCAGCAUUGUAAGUAAGUCGAGUAGCGUAGUAGUAUACAAAAUCUAAGCUUCCUUUAUUUA